UCUGAUGUUCGGUCGGGCUCAAUAAUAAAAUGUCAAUAAUAAACAAUAAAUAAAAAUAUUACGAUCGGCGAGUUAUCGUGAAACGCGGUGCAGUGACAUAAAGGUUGCGGAAUGAAGUCAGUCGUUUUCAAAAUCUGAGUGACAUCAUAGACACUGUGCUGCACCAUCGACUGACCACCACCAUCAUCACCAUCGUUGUCGUCGUCAUAAUCCGAAUACAAAAAGAACGUACAUAAUUUCAAUACCAUGUUUGCCGGCGGACGUUACAUGACUCCACACAAAUACAAUUGGAACGAUUCUUCAAGUAACAGAUUCCUGUUCGCAAUUUUACUGUUGACAUCAAGUGUGGAAAUUUUCGCGGACAAUGUCCAUUUAAUGGAAGGUGGAUCAAGUCAAGAAAACAACUGCACGAUUUAUAGAUCAUGCACACAAUGUACUGAUGCAUCUAUUUGCAGUUGGCUGGUGGAUAAACAAAUUUGUUACUACACUGAUCAAAGUAUAUCCGGGAAUUUCAUCGCCAAAACAAAAGAAUUUUGCCCAGAUUUUGCCGUGACCUAUGAUAAUCAUCAUUCGAUACGAGUCACUGUCUCGAAUAUCGGGGUAAAAAGUGUAAGCAAUUUUUUUAAUGAAAUCCGGAAUAUCAGUUGUGAAAUAGAAAAUGCAACGUAUAAAGCUUCAAUCGAUAAUGGAGUAAUUACUUGUAAAUGGGUAGAAAAAAAAACUAUGCCUCCCGAAGAACAAAGUACAACUAAAACCAAUCCUUUGUUUAUUUUUUAUUUUUCAAUCGUUGUCAACGGCGUACGAUUGCAAUUCAACGAUCCGCGAGACCAUUACAUCAGUCAUCACGGUUGGACCUGCCCAAACGAAAAUUGUACUAUCCGUUAUUGGGAAAGCGAUUCGAGAAAAUAUUACUGUAAAUGGUGUUCAAAAGACGACGGUUGCAAGAUAACAGGCGAACAGCUGAACAGUUGCGACGUACGCAACGCGAUAAACAACGAGAAAUGGAAGGACGAAUCCUCGUUGUCCGCGAUGGAAAUCAGGAGUUCUGCCGCUGCGAUCGAGUCUUUCGAACCAGUCGCGAUGCUGUACAGGAGAAAAACGCCGGUGGUGAUUAGCAUAACCGUCAAGAACCUGCACUGGAUUUUGGCCGUUGGUCGGCUGACGACAGUGACCGUGGCCGGAGAGAGUUGCACCGACCCUACCACGGUCGACGGCCAGACGGUAAAUUGCACCAUCAGUACCGAUAAUGAGGCGGAUAAAGAGGGUUUGGUGGUAAUCGAGUACGAGUGGCUGACGAGCGUGGUAUCGCUGAAAUCUGUGCAAAAGUUCGGGUUCGUCAGACCACUCUUUACGGGAGUCAGCCCCAUGUGCGUACCCGCUUCGGGUGGAACCCGGAUAGAACUAACCGGCGAGAAUCUGAACGCAACGGCUGACGUCCAGGUGUUCUUCAAUAAAACGACAACGAAAGUGAUGUGCGAGAUCGUCGAACUAGCGCGCGACCACAUCGACUGCGUGACCAACGCGAAAACGGAUGGGUCAAAGGAAGGUCCUUUGCAAAUCUCGUUCGAAAGUUGGGUUGGCAGGUUUCUUAAAAAUAAAAAGUUCAAGUACGUGGACGACCCAUUCGUCUCGGACGGUCAAGUAUUCGAGGGUAUCGCAUCUGGCGUCGUCCCGUUGACUGUCCGAGGUGGUUUUGAGUGCACGGAAAACCAGCAGAUGUACGUCGACUACAACGACACAAAGUACUACGGCCACUGUGAGCUGAGCAACACCGCCAAUGGCACUGCAGCGAUGAUGGACUGUUGGCCACCGAAGCUCGACGAUCCGGUGCAGGUGACGUGUCUUCCGUUCGGGUUUCGUACGGAUUUGGCUGGUAAAGUCGUGUUCUUGCCACAACAGACAUGUUACAUGCUUCACCCCGACCCGGUUUACACGGACUUCGAAGUGUACGACGGCACCGUCGUCCGCGUGGACGGCGUGUUUCCGGACCUGUUGCAGCGCCGCCAACUUGACGGCAGCUACAUGCUCGAAGUGACAUUCCUUGUCGACGAGGUGGGCGACGACGAGAGGUUAACCGUGACCAACGUCACAGGGAACUUCAUUGAGUGCCGGGCACCGUCCGACAAGUCGGUUGCCGAUGUCCUAGAGAUCGCGAUCGCAGUCGGCAAACAAGUGAAACGGACCGUAGUGCACAGGAGACACAAACAGUAUUAUGCGAUCGUUCGGUUACUGAGUCCGCAAUACGUUGUCGGUGGUAUUUCGUCCCUGUUGAUUUGCGUAUUUGCACUGAUCUUCUGCGUAAAGAAAAUAAUGAGCUAUUCUAAGCAGCACUUGGAUAAGCGAUACUUAGGAGAACUCCGAAACAUCACGGCUGGCAUAGACGACACCACUGAUUAUUUGUUGAAUUCGAACACCGGCAAGAAGCCGAAGACCAGGCAUUGAGUUAUGAUGGAAUCAACAAAUAUAUUACUGGAACUAAUUUUUAUGUACAUGUUUUUUUUUCACUACUUGUAUAAAAUAAUGCGCACAUUAUAAUAUUAUUAUGUGAAUCGUUUUGAGCUGUUCAUCAAUGUCAGUAGGAGUUACCUAAUUGAACAGGAUUUAUGUUAUUUAAAUUUUUAUCAUAAUAAUUAUUAUGUUGUACAUGUCACCUAUUUGAAACGGAUCUUAUAUGCCAUGUAUACUAUGUGUACUUACGUAUGUGCUCGAUGUAUUUUUGUUCUUCCAUAGAUAUACUUUUAUACACUUAUGAGUCAUAAGUUAUGAUUUUUGAAA
Messenger RNA from Myzus persicae (green peach aphid), 2775 nucleotides. Its product is annotated as plexin-A4-like. Bases 247 to 2442 code for a protein of 731 amino acids. Gene Ontology annotation, molecular function: semaphorin receptor activity. Gene Ontology annotation, biological process: regulation of cell migration; positive regulation of axonogenesis; regulation of GTPase activity. The transcript is spliced from 3 exons. The record is from RefSeq and is a predicted model, not a curated record. Gene Ontology annotation, cellular component: semaphorin receptor complex. NCBI's taxonomy places the organism in Eukaryota, Metazoa, Arthropoda, Insecta, Hemiptera, Aphididae.